CACACCCGAACCUUCCACAGGUGUCACAAUCAGGUCCUUUCCACUUUCGCAGCAGGAGUAGAAGGUGAUUCCCAGCGAGGAGUUUCUCUGAGCCAGCCCCUCUGCUUCUCCAGCGUGUCCGUGGGGCCGUGGAAAGUUUCCCGAAGUCUCUUGCGCAGAGGUGGGGAAGAGAGAGCGAGGAGGAGCUCCGAUCCGCGGCCGAUCCGCGGCUCUCUCUCUGGGCGCCGUGCGGGCUCGGAGGUCCGGUAUGUCGGCCGUGAAGAAUCUGCAGCAGUGGUGCCGGGUCAAGUGCGAAGGCUACCGGGAUGUGUCCAUCACCAACAUGACCACGUCCUUCAGGGACGGCCUGGCUUUCUGCGCCCUCAUCCACAAACACAGACCCGAACUCAUUGAUUUCGAUUCCCUGAAGAAGGAAGAUGUCUACGAGAACAACAAGCUGGCCUUUAAGGUUGCAGAAGAACAGCUGGGAAUCCCGGCUCUGCUGGACGCUGAAGACAUGGUGGCUCUUAGGGUUCCCGACCGCCUCAGUAUCUUGACGUACGUCUCUCAGUACUACAACUACUUCCAUGGACGCUCCCCUAUUGGCGGCAUGGCGGGUAUAAAGCGUCCGGCUGAGGCCAUCUCCAACGAACCUUCUGGGAAGGAGAACCAGGCGGUGGCCGCUAAGGUGUUUCCAGGGCUGAAACCCGCCAGAGAGAACAGUCCUUCCCGCUCUGCGAACGUCACAAAGCCAUCGCCGUCACCUAAACAGAUCAGAAUUUCAACGCAGGACGCUCAUGUUGGGAAAUCUCAAGCAGGAACGUUGAGCAACAAAUGUGCGUCAUGUGACAAACACGUUCACCUGGUGCAGCGGCAGCUGGUGGAGGGAAAGCUCUAUCACAGGAACUGUGCAAAGUCACUUUCAACAAAUGCAAGCUCUCCGUUUCGUGAUCUUCCCACAAACACCCACGUUUCCAAAUUCAGUCCCCAACCUGAACCCCGUAAGCCGGCCACAGUUACUCCGGCUAGCACACCGUCCAGACUGGGACCAACAUGGCUGACCGAGAAGACCGGCUCCCCUCCAAAUGGCUCCAGUACAUUCUCUGCCUCACCUUCUUCCCGGCCUGCCUCAGCUCUUACAUCAGCUGUUAAAGAAAGCCCACCGGUCUCUGUGUCCAAGCCAGCUGCAUCUAGUAACUCUACCUUUAGAACCAGCAUCAGCCCCAAGCCCACGGCGGCGCCUCGCACCUCCGUCACUGCGGCCAAGACGUGGGACUCAAAGAUGAAGUUUCUACAACCAGAAGCCAAGGCAAACCAUGCGGAGAAAAAGACAGUCUUUAGUACAACUGUGAAUAAGGGUCAGACUGUGAGUGGCAAGGGGCAGGAAGUGUUGCCAGGUCAGGCUGUGACUGUGGUGGUCAAUGUUAAAGAUGUAGAUAGAGGCGAGGUUGCAGCUAAAACGCCUGCUGCCGGUGGCAGAGUGAGCGCCAAUGCUAAAGAACCCGAUAAGACGAAAGCGUCAGCAGCAGCUUUCAUCUCCAAGAAACUGGCGGAGGAGAACAACAACAACAGCAGCAGCGGCAAUCCUUCAUGGACAAGUGUUUCUCUCAAAAAACCCAGCACACCUCGACCUCAAGAAGAGACACCGAAGAAGGAAACUGGGGGCGUUGGGGGGAGAGUGAAGCUGAAGGCAAACCCAUCUCUUCUGGCUGAUCUGCUGCCUCCAGAGCCUGAAAAGCCUGUUUCCAUCUCAGGCAGUCAGGGCGGAAGUGCAGAGAAGACUCCAGACAGGGGAGGCUUAAAACCUCCCAAGACCUCCCCCAACACAUCAGUGUCAGAAAAGGAGUCUCCUGCCGACUGGAGGUCAAAGCUCAAGCCGAUCUCCAAAGAAACCAAACCAGGAGCUUCUCCGCAGCCUUCAGAGUCCUCCGUUAGGCCUCCUGUGGUCAGCUCAAGCAUUUCUGUAUCUAUACCUGCAUCGAAGGGGCAUCAGAAUGGUCAGAAAGAGCAAAUUACGAAUGGCCCCAAGUCAAAGGAUUCAAAGACAAAGCCUGGUUACAUCCCCAAAGAGGACAUCAUGAGGGAGCUUAAGGAGAUUGAAGAAAAUCUGAAUGAACUGGAAAGGAAAGGAGUGGAGCUGGAGCUGAAGCUGCGCGAGAGAGAGGAAGAGGGCGCCGACGAUGCCGUCAUGGACGUGCUCAUGGUUGAGUGGUUCACGGUGAUCAGAAACAAGCAGGUGGCCAUGCGUCGUGAGUCGGAGCUCGUGUACAUAGGAAGAACUCAGGAUCUGGAGGAAGAGCAACCCAGCGUGGAGCAGGAGCUCAGGAGACUGAUGGACAAACCAGAGCACUUAAAAACGAGCCGGGACAGAGAGAGAGAAAAGCAGCUCAUGGAAAAGCUGCUAGAGAUCGUCAAUGAUAGAAACGCCAUAAUAGAAGGUCUGGACGAGGACAGGCUCAGGGAGGUAGAGGAGGAUGAGGAGCUAAACAAGAUGAUGAUGAGUUUCAACAUAAAGAAGGACAAAACCAAGAGAAAGUCUCAGAAAUUCAAACUUUUCAGCUUUGGAGGCAAGAAGGAAGAAUGACACUCCUCGAAAACGCACGGCGCCGUGUUUUUGUUCCAUGUUUCUGCUGCUUACCGUCUGUGUGCUCAGCCGGUGACUCACAGGAUGACAUCCAUACUGUCUGUGAAUGUGUGGGAGAGAGAGAUCCAUCAUCGUCAGCGUUUCUUAAAAAAAUGUCUUCCCUCUGUCAAAUGCAUCACUCAUGAUCUGCUAUUACCCCUGCCCUGCUGGUGGAACACACACACACACACACACACACACACACACACACACACACACACACACACACACACACACACACACACACACACACACACACACACACAGCGUCGGCUUCAGCACUCCAGUUGUUUAGUUAUAAUCUCCUUUUAGUCUUAAUCUGUCGACUUUAUGCCCCUACAUUCUCAGUUUCUGACUCGUAUUUUCCUGCUUACAUAAAGCAUUUAAAUGGUGUAUGUAGACCGUAACACUGGUGUAAAUAAUGGGUAAAGAACAAAACUUAAUUCAGAGGUCAGGCCGCGUUGUUUGCGGUCCCUACAAAAGAAUUGUACCCAAACUCUGCUUUGAAAGCUCUACCGAAGGAUUUCUCUCCUCCUCCAUCGUAAAAUACGUUAUUGGCACCCUGGUAAAAAUGUGUAUGGACGCCUUAAAUUAGCUUCCUAUGGAGACUUGUUCACACCAGGAAGUGACUUCUUCUUUUAGUUCUCUAAGUGUGAGAUCUGGAGAUUUUUUGGUUUUCCUCCUUACCAUCCUCACCGCUGUCCUGUUAACCUCCAGCCUCGUUUAUCAAAGUUGGACUUGUUUCAACUUGUUUAAAAACAGUUAUUUCUCUGCUUUUAUAAAUACGUGUACAUUUUGGUCAGUUGCUAAAAAGCAAUAUGCUUUUUAUUAUUUUUAAUUUUUUUUUUGGGCCAUUUCCUGCCUUUCCUGAAUGGCAUGUUCCCUUGUCUUUCCCAUUUUGGAGAGUAGCUAACAGAAACUGGGGUCAUAUUUAAAUCCCAAUAAACACUACCUUGACACUCUGAUCAAUUUUAAGAAAUGAUAUAAAAAAAAAAUCUGAUGGAUGGAUGAACUGGUAAAAAUGCGAAGGCAAAUCCUGACAUUGGAUUGUGUCCAGAUUGAAGAAAUGUUCUCAGAGUAGAUGGAUGGAUUAGAUUAAGAUAGAUUUUUCUAAAUUGUUUUGUGAGAUUGGGCUUCAGUAAUUUUUUUGUUCCUUCUUAAACAUCUUUACCACGUGUGCCAGUAAUGUUGGAGAGCUCUGUACAGUCACAAUGCUUCCUGUGUAGCUUUCUGUCAGGAUAGAAGCUGCGCAUUAUCAGUUUGACAGUUUCGUUUAAGGCUGCGUCCAGUUAUAGAGAUUUGUUGAAGUUUUUCACUGCUGAGAGAUUUUCAGCAGGUAGUUCAAUCAUUUUGACAUUUGCCACAACUACACUGAUUCUUACAGUCUUAACACAGUUCAAAUGGCAAAAAUGUUGUGUCUCAUGCUUUUAAUUAUGCUUUAAACUGUUGUCACACUUCAAUUAGAUGGUUGCUGAUCUAAAAGUCUAAAGUAGAUUUUUAAAGAAACAACAGUGUUGGGAUGUAAAUCUUCACGUCUGAAGAAAGGGACGCGUUUAGUGCUGCUGGACAGAAGAGAGACACAUCUACAUCAACAACUAUCUAAUGUGAAAGUGAAACGGUUUUAAAGGGUUGUUUCCAUUAAGUGCUGGAGGAAGUUUAUGAAUGAACUUUUCGUGGCAGAAGACUGCUUGUUGUUUGACUUUGUUAGCUAUGAGCUGAAUCUGUUUUAAGGCGCUGACAGUUAUCCACUGCAUUUAAGAUAUGGACUCCUCAUAGCUGAGAUUUGUUCUAUUCAGAUCCUAUCUCUUUACGGAAAGUUAUUUUUAGCUGUUCUUUGGAAACAUUAAGCAGAACUGAAACAUUCGUAUUAAAAUCGCAAGUUUACGUUUGUAAUUUUGUAAAUUAUGAUUGUAUGUAUUGUGAGAAAUACUCCGGUUUGUCCAAAUUCUGCUAUAAGUUCAUACAUUUAUUCACAAUCUUUUGGAAAUGAAACUCACUCAAACAGCAGUAUGAUCUAAAGAUCUCCAUGACGUUUGACAUUAAAACAAAUGAUUUAUUCUAUCUGGUACCCAACUGUGAAGAGAGGUUUAAGUGUUUAAGGCUGCUGCAUGAAAAAAGGUUCGGGUUUGUGUCAUGUGACCUUUGCUAUGCGCAAUUACAGUUAUUUCAUUACCAAGUGUUUGUGAGUCAGGAGAGCACCAGAUGUGGUUCACAUUGGACCUUAAUGUGUUUGUCUCUAAUGCUUUCAUGCUGUAUUAACUGUAUAGUGUCAUAAAUAAAUGUUUUUUUAAAAACCA
This is a messenger RNA of Fundulus heteroclitus (mummichog), 4899 nucleotides long. Its product is annotated as MICAL-like protein 2. The transcript is spliced from 16 exons. NCBI's taxonomy places the organism in Eukaryota, Metazoa, Chordata, Actinopteri, Cyprinodontiformes, Fundulidae. The record is from RefSeq and is a predicted model, not a curated record. The coding region runs from base 248 to 2563 and encodes 771 amino acids. Gene Ontology annotation, molecular function: protein binding.